UUAUGAUUCCGCUACAGAUUGGAACAAGAAUCCCAACAAAAGUCGUGGGAUACUUAUACACGGUUUCACGGUAACAUCCGCUGAAGUCGUGAUUAGUGUGUGAAACUUGCCCAGCGCUGGACAUUCUCGUCGAACGAAAAUGCUGCUCGCUGUCUUGAUCGCCAAUUCUGAAGGCAAUAUUCUCGUUGAACGUUUCAAUGGAGUUCCGGCUGAGGAACGUUUGCAUUGGCGGUCUUUCUUAGUGAAGCUCGGAGCUGAUAAUCUUAAAGGUGUCAAGAAUGAGGAGCUUCUUGUUGCAUCCCACAAGUCAGUUUUUAUUGUUUACACAGUGCUUGGUGAUGUCAGUAUAUUUGUUGUGGGCAAGGAUGAGUAUGAUGAACUUGCCUUGGCAGAAGCUAUCUUUGUUAUAACCUCAGCCCUAAAGGAUGUAUGUGGGAAACCUCCAACUGAGCGCCUUUUUCUUGACAAAUACGGGAAGAUUUGCUUGUGCUUGGAUGAGAUUGUGUGGAAGGGGCUGCUGGAGAACACGGAUAAAGAGAGAAUCAAGAGACUUGUACGAUUGAAGCCACCUACGGAAUUCUGAAUGGAUAGCCACCCUCUCUCUCAAAUUUAUAAAAAUGAAACAUUUCCGUUUAGGCAGCAUUCCGUAUGUUAUGCAUGAUGAACAAACUUUAAUGUAUUGUUUCAAGUGGUCUUGUGUGUAGGCUUCUUCACUGCUCAACUCCCUUUAGUUUUUUCACCUUUAUUGAUUGUUGUCUAGUCCUUAUUUGAACCAGCACACAGGUGAAAUUUUUCAGUUAUAUUAAGAAAGAAAAGUAAUAAGGCUUAUUUUUA
Messenger RNA from Olea europaea var. sylvestris, 834 nucleotides. RefSeq lists its product as uncharacterized. The record is from RefSeq and is a predicted model, not a curated record. NCBI's taxonomy places the organism in Eukaryota, Viridiplantae, Streptophyta, Magnoliopsida, Lamiales, Oleaceae. The coding region runs from base 140 to 583 and encodes 147 amino acids. Gene Ontology annotation, biological process: retrograde vesicle-mediated transport, Golgi to endoplasmic reticulum; intra-Golgi vesicle-mediated transport; intracellular protein transport. The transcript is spliced from 5 exons. Gene Ontology annotation, cellular component: COPI vesicle coat.